Messenger RNA from Mycosarcoma maydis (corn smut), 879 nucleotides. RefSeq lists its product as uncharacterized. Gene Ontology annotation, cellular component: endoplasmic reticulum; plasma membrane. The transcript is spliced from 2 exons. Gene Ontology annotation, molecular function: monoatomic ion channel activity. The record is from RefSeq and is a predicted model, not a curated record. Bases 1 to 879 code for a protein of 292 amino acids. Lineage: Eukaryota; Fungi; Basidiomycota; Ustilaginomycetes; Ustilaginales. Gene Ontology annotation, biological process: monoatomic ion transport.
AUGAACUCGUUCUACUACGACAGCGUCCUGGACGCCUUCAAGAAGCCCGAGGUGGGCAUCCCUCCCAUCCCGCCUCACCUUGAGCACCCCAUCGUCUCAACCCAGUGGGGCCACACGUACCUCUGGGUCGUCUUUUUCAUCAUGGCGGGCUUCUCGCUGCUCUUCUUCAUUUCGUCCCAGCGCGCCUCGUACCGUUACCGCCUCAUGCACACCACCACGUUCUUCAUCACUGCCAUUGCUGCGCUCUCCUACUUUGCCAUGGCUACCGGUGUCGGUAAGACGCUCAGCACCAUUGGCGGUGGUCACCACGCUCCUCGUGAAUUCUACUUUGCUCGAUACAUUGACUGGGCGCUUACCACGCCUCUGCUGCUGUUCGACCUCACGUUGCUUGCUGGGCUUCCGGUUGCCGAGAUCAUUGUUCUCGUGCUCGCGGACGAAGUCAUGAUUGUGACGGGUGUGAUUGCUGGUGUUCAUCCGACCAAGACGGGCAAGUGGGGCUUCUUUACGUUUUCGUGCAUCGCUUUCGCGUGGGUGUUGCUGCAACUCGUCACUUCGGGCCGCUCUACCGCCUUCCUUCGCAGCCCCAAGGUGGGUGGGCUGUACAACCAGGUCUCACUUGCUUUGGUGGUUGUCUGGACUGCUUAUCCUGUUGCUUUUGCGCUGUGCGAGGGAACUGGAAAGCUCAACCCGGAUGCAGAGAUCCUCUUCUUUGCCAUUCUCGAUGUGAUCGCUAAGCCUCUUUGGGGCGCUUGGCUGUUGCUCGCUACUCCGGACGAGGGACACGUGCUCGUACCCGAGUCGCUCUGCGCCCCUGCUGGCUCGCCCGCCUCGGGUGGCUACGGCGCCAUCUCUCAGGAACCCCGCGCUGAAGACGCCUAA